AUGAGUGAUGCUGAACUUGAUUACUGGCGAACGAAGUAUUCGUUGUUAGAAGAACAGUUUAAUCAUCAGAAGAAUAGAAAUGAGGAGUUGGAAGAACGACUUCUACAUAUGGUUGAGAAAGUAGAGACUGAAAAAAAGCAAUUAGCUGACGAAAUUGACGCACUUACAAGGAAACUCGAGCAGCUCACGGGGAAGGGGAAAGUUAGCGAUGGCGAAAAUUUUGAGGCGGAUGAGGCGUACGAGCCUGAAGAUCCCUCAAUGACCGUAGGUUGUAGCAUUUUCUUUACAUGAGU
Molecule: messenger RNA, 293 nt
Organism: Strongylus vulgaris
Lineage: Eukaryota; Metazoa; Nematoda; Chromadorea; Rhabditida; Strongylidae
Source: the annotation of a GenBank genome assembly